AUGGGCCACGAUGGUAAAAACCUGAUCCAGAAAAGACAAGCCAAGGGCUCAAUGCUGAGCGUUGCAUCUGCAGCCAGGCCGCCACAGCAGUUCAAACCAGCAGGUCAAACCGGCAGUGUUUGGGCCGACUCGCAAAAGAGGGCUGCACUGCAGAACAGUUUUCAGAGCGGGCCUUCUCAAGGUUCCUCGAGAAACACACCCACCAGUACUCCACGAGCUCCGAAAGUACCUCAGAUAGUGGUGCCAGGCCCUUCGGUUCCUACCUCAGAAAUGGCGAAUGUAACCUUGGGGUCAACAGUGUCGUACAAUCCAUCUGAGGCGCCUAUGCCAAGCAUAGCACCUGGGAAUGACGUCCAGAGUCGUGCACCAACUCAGGUAUCCCAAGGGACGCAGGCCACAUACCGUGGUGCGGUGCGUAACCCGAACUGCGCGCUCAGUGGUAAAACCAAAGCACACUUCAGGAAAGGCGAUAUCAUCAGCACGCCUUACCACCAACCAAAUCUGGUACCAAACACUGAUCCCAACGAUGUCAGACUGACCCACACAUGCGAAGGUCCAGUAUAUUCGAAGCGUAGGAUGCUGGUGGUCCUGAUGGUGUUUGAGCAAAGCAUGUACUGUCUCCCGCUGUACACCUUUAGUGGUCGUGGCCUCGGAUCAAGACCACCCUGGAUCAGGAAGGAGUACGUUGCGAUGAGGAACGCUGAGCAUGACCUACUUUUCCCUCAUGAGCCAUUCGUCAACUCAGGACUACAUCCGCACGUGGACGUGGUCUGCAAGUGCCCUGUGAAGAGGGAAACGAGUGUCCAACUCAGUGGUGGAAUCAAGGCCGAUUGCUGCGGAGACGUGUUCAAAAUUGGGCGAAUGACCGAAGACGGGUAUGGCCUGUUGUUGGAGUUGUGGCAGACGAUGAGCGAAGAGGCAGAGAGUCAGCCGUGGUAG
Molecule: messenger RNA, 939 nt
Organism: Saxophila tyrrhenica
Lineage: Eukaryota; Fungi; Ascomycota; Dothideomycetes; Mycosphaerellales; Extremaceae
Exons: 1
Coding region: 1-939 (312 amino acids)
Source: RefSeq, a predicted model, not a curated record